Macrobrachium nipponense is the source of this 2999-nucleotide messenger RNA. RefSeq lists its product as uncharacterized. The record is from RefSeq and is a predicted model, not a curated record. Lineage: Eukaryota; Metazoa; Arthropoda; Malacostraca; Decapoda; Palaemonidae. Bases 208 to 657 code for a protein of 149 amino acids. The transcript has 7 exons.
ACAACAGCAUAUAGAGUACUGAAAUGUGUUUUAAAAAACCCAAAAUGAUACAGCAAUGAUAUGUGAUGGAGAAAUUUGAACUGUGCGCAAAAAUGUUUACCAAAUGCCGCCACCAGAUGUCUCUGCAAUACCGUAAACAAAUUGCGGCGCGAAAUUCAGAUGUUUGACAAAGUCACAGUGACGUGAGUAAGGCAACACCCAGAGAUAAUGUCUGGCUCAGACUCAGACAGGCCUCCUUGUUUCAAGAAGACGUGCAUGUCAAAUAGCCUCAACCGUGCAUCUUCAAGACAAUCGGAAAAAUCUAAAAAACGAUGGGCUGUCUUUCAAUUCACUGGCGAGAUGCCAGGAUUGAUGACAGUACCUGCAUCUUGGGUGAAGACCACAGAGAAAAUGAAAGCUGAAAAAAGCAAGUCGGCUCGAUGCUACCAGCCCAGGAAAGGGAGUGUAGACGAAUUGUCUGUGAGGAAACUUAUUAAAACCUGUCCUGACCCUAAUAUUAAUACCUGGGUGCUGUUACCAGGUCUCUUCAAGGACUAUCAUGAAAGCAUGUCAAAGGCAGACAUCAAUAUCACUGAGAGGUUGGGUACACAAAAUACCACAGAUAGCGAACUUCAAAAAUUGGACCUUCUAGGAAAAAAAAAGCAGCCCAAAGUGUGAAGCUUUGUGAAAUGAAGAAAGGCGGAAAUGGAAAAGACAGAACUAUAUCUGCAUCUAUCCAGAAUGCCUCUUCAAAUGUUGACGUUUCAAGUGAGGAAGAAAUCAGUCCAGUCACCAAGAGUAACUCAUCACCAAAGACACCGAUGCUUUCCAGGAAUCUAAUCUCGAGUGCACGCCUGUCCCAGAUGAGAGGAGCCCAUCGGAUGUUGUUAAGGAUGUGUUUACUCCUACUUCUGCUGGUGCAGCUAGAAGUUUGGUGGAAACGUUCAGCAUGCAACGGAAGGAUGUUCAAACAGUGUUUAGUAACAGAAAGGAUUUGGAGAUAUAUCGCAUGCUGAAGGAUAUAUCAUCUCGAGCAAAAACACUGGAGGAAUAUGUAAAGCACAUCAAAAAUAAACUAAACUCUUCAACAGAAGUUCCUGACAAAAAAUUUUUUGACAAUCCUUUCGAUACUCGUCAAAAAUUUGGUUUUAAAGCCAAUUCACAAAAAGAACUCAUUGAACUUGAAAAGCAAUUUGCUGAAGGAGAAGAUACCAAGAAGAACAGGAGCACUUUGCUGAGAAUCUUCAUGGACUUAGCUCCUAAACCAAAGAAGAAUGAGAAAGGUGCAGUUUUGGGCGUAGUUAGGGCCACCAUGAAACUCUUGGCAGAUGACUUUAUAUGGCAGUAUUUUAGUGCUUUAGGAAGGUCAGGAAUAAAAAAAAUAGCUAUGUGUAAUGUCAUGCCAAAGCUAACGGAUUUGGUUUUAUUAACCCCAAUGAAGUUGUUAUAAGUUGAUCCCAAAGAAGAUAGAUCAGCUCUUUCAACAUAUUUGAAAAAUACUAGCACUAGAGUAGCAGUGAAAAAACAUAGGAUAAAAAGUGCCACUGUGAAUUCAGCAUUCAAGGAAGGAGUUAAUAGGAGUGAAAAUAACCGAGUGGAGGAAGGAAGUUUCUUGCAAUGCAUGGAAAAUUUAGAUUAUGUACUUUCUCCAGAUGAGAUUACUUCAGAAUCUGAGUGAUCUCGUCACUACCAAGUGGAAGUGGAGUAUAUCAGUUUUUUCACUUUUUCAGGAGAGCCAUCUAAAGUUUUUGAACUAAUGUUCCUGUUAACUGCUCAUUUAAUCCUAACUGUAUUAAAAAUAAAUUUGGCACAGAGUUUUGCAAAAGAAUGUAGUAAGAGUAAUAUAAUUUUUAAAAUUCUACUUUUUCUUAUGCUUAGGGGUGUUGAAAUAGAUACACCCUUUUGUCUUUUUACGAACAGUUUUUCAGUUUCAAAACACUAGUUACGCCUUAGUUGUAUCCUUUAAUUCUGUUAGGAGAAGGAUCUGAAUUUACAGAAUUCAUUAGUUAUGCAAAAUAUAUGAUUCUCUUCCAUAUGAGGAUCCCUUCUGUACCCUUCACAUUGUCGUAGAAAUCAAUGUUUUCAUUACUUCAUCACUUAGGCUUUUUUUCAGUGGUUUUAUUCAUUUGUCUGUUUGUUCAUUCACAACAUGGAAAUUGAACUUGUUCUUACUAUUUUUUUCAGAGAUAUUUUGGAAAUGAUUUGGGGAAAUUAUUGCUUGUGUAAACAUUUCAAGAGAAUAGAGAAUAAUAUUUAAAAAGCUAAAUCAUCAUGGAUGCAAUGAAGAUGAAUAAUAGAUAAUUCAUACUUUAUUGCCAAUACUUAUUAAAACUUCCUUGAUGUACAUGAUAGAAUUUAUAAAAGCUGUAUAUAUGUAUUUUUUUAAAGGUGGUUUUUGGGACGUAAAUGCUAUGAAAAGCUAUUUAGUUUAGUGUGGCAAAGAUUUGAAGAAAUUCAUACGCUCUGAACUCUGACAAUUGGUAAGACACUAUUACAAAGUUACAUAAAAUCUCCAUACUUCUUAGAGAUCUGAGGUGGUUCAAUGUGGAGUUUACAAAGCAAUAAAUUGUUUGGGUGAGGCUAGCUGCAUUCGUUGCUUCAGUGUUAUAGAUCUAAAUUGUUUAUUUAAGUGACCUGUCUUGAAAACUUUAUCCAAAGAACACUGUUUUGCACCAUUACCUCUCUCAUAUUUGUCCAAUUAACAGAAUUCCCUCCGUCGUCUAUUUUAAUGGAUAAUAAAUAAGUACCUACUUUUGCCAUGGUCUUAUAAUAAAAAAAAUCAAGAGUGGGCUGGAUGAACAAAAUAAGGAUGUUUUAUCCUUGCUAGUGAUAGGCCUCGAAGAAAAUUGAUGUAAAUCUCCAAAAAUGAAUGCAAGAGCACGGCUAUGAUUAAAAGAUUUUUACUUUGUGCAGAUCACCCAUCCGCAACAGUUUUACACUAGUUUUACACUUUUCACCCCGGCAACAUCAGUUUAUCAAAGUAAAUACUAAAGCAGGUGUAGGUCCUCACUGCAACAAGU